AUGGUCCAAAACAAAGCUUUCAUCUACAAACAGGUACCGCAGGGCUGGCCCAAACCGGGUCAAGACCUCACAAUUGAGGAUAUUGGCUUCGAUGACAAUGCCUCACCUCCACCAGGUGGCAUCACUACCAAGAACCUUUAUGCCGCCUUCGAUCCCUCGCAGCGGGGCCGCAUGCGCGACCCAGCCAUCAAGUCCUAUUCCCCGGCAAUGGAGGCUGGCAAGCCUGUCAUCUCCGUCUCCGUCAUCGCAAAGGUCCUCAAGUCCGACACCGACAAGUUCCCUCCCAGCAGCACCGUCAUCAUCGGCCGCACCUACACCGAGAGCUUUUCCGCCAUCCCUGCCGACGCUCUAGGGACAGUGCACAUCAUCGAGGCCAAGGCCGGCGUGCCACUGACGGCGUACCUCGGUGCUCUGGGCAUGACGGGCAUGACGGCGUACGGCUCGCUGCACGAGAUCGGCAGGCCGAAGAAGGGCGAUGUUAUCCUCGUCUCGGCCGCGGCGGGCGCCGUCGGGCAGUUCGUAGGGCAGAUCGCGGUGCGUGAGGGUCUGCAUGUCAUUGGAUCGGUCGGCGACGAUAGGAAACUCGAGUUUAUCACCAAAGAGCUCGGCUUCCAUGCCGGCUUCAAUUACAAGAAGGAGAACAUGGCCGAGGCGAUCAAGCGGCUGGCGCCUGACGGACUAGACAUCUUCUACGACAACGUCGGGGGAGAAUUGUUAGAUAUCGCGAUCGCGAAUAUGAAGGAGUUUGGUCGGAUUGUCGCCUGCGGCUCUAUAUCCCAGUACAACAACGCCAGCGCCUCGGAUGCGUAUGGCGUAAAGAACUACGGGCAGGUGGUCCGCAAGCGCCUCUUGUGGCAGGGCUUCCUAGUCUUUGAUGAGAACAUCGCGAAACAUCGGAAAGCACGUGACGACAAUAUCAGCAAGUGGAUAGCAGACGGGACCUUCAAGUCGGUGGAUCAUGUAACGAAGGGAAUGGACAACGCAAUCGAUGGGUUCAUCGGCAUGUUGAAAGGUGAUAAUCUGGGCAAAUCGGUUCUCUGGAUUCAAGACCCUUGA
Molecule: messenger RNA, 1056 nt
Organism: Cyphellophora europaea CBS 101466
Lineage: Eukaryota; Fungi; Ascomycota; Eurotiomycetes; Chaetothyriales; Cyphellophoraceae
Exons: 2
Coding region: 1-1056 (351 amino acids)
Molecular function (GO): oxidoreductase activity, acting on the CH-CH group of donors, NAD or NADP as acceptor
Source: RefSeq, a predicted model, not a curated record